This is a messenger RNA of Oncorhynchus masou masou (cherry salmon), 2426 nucleotides long. RefSeq names its product patched domain containing 1 (gene ptchd1). The transcript is spliced from 6 exons. Gene Ontology annotation, cellular component: plasma membrane; synapse. Gene Ontology annotation, biological process: chemical synaptic transmission; cognition. The coding region runs from base 1 to 1917 and encodes 638 amino acids. Lineage: Eukaryota; Metazoa; Chordata; Actinopteri; Salmoniformes; Salmonidae. The record is from RefSeq and is a predicted model, not a curated record.
AUGGAGGGCAGGGGAGAUCUUUGUCACGGACUGUUUGGAACAUUUGAGAUGCUAUCGUCAUGGAGAAGGACACGUGAGGACCAACAUGUUAAGGAGCGUGUAGCUAGCGUAUUCUCUGAUGUCAUGCUGCGUUACUCAGGAGCUACACUGCUACAUCAGGUGUCUCUGGGUCUGGCUGCGUCUCCUCUGACCAACCUGGAGGCUGUCCGGCUGUUCUGUCGCUGCGCUGCAUUGGGCGUAACCGUUGGUUACCUUUACACCUUGUCCUUCUACGCCACCUGUCUGGUUGCCACAGGUUACCUGGAGACAGGGUACAGACACGGGUGUUUCUGUCGCCGCGUCCCCAAGAAGGGAGCGCUGGACACCAAGCCACGCUGGUACCGCUGUCUCAUGUACACACGCUACCAGGACGAGACACACUCACAAACUCACUCACACACACCCAACUCUACACACACACACACACCUAAUGCUGCGCACACCUACACACAUACAGCGAAUCCUGCACACUCACACACUCACACACACACUCCCAACACCACACACACACAUGACCAUACACCUAACACUACACACGCUCACACACACACUCCCAACACGACACACAUACAUGCUCACACACACAUUCCAAAUACACACACCCCAACCACCAUCUCUGAACUGCGACCCCAGGACUCACACUUGUUGCUAGGCUGCGUGCAGCGUUGCUAUGGAGACUGGAUCACCAACACCUAUGUGAAGCCCUUCAUGGUUCUGCUCUACCUCGUAUACAUCUCCUUUGGCCUGAUGGGCUUCCUACAGGUGAGCCAGGGCUCGGAGCCCAGUUCUCUGGUUGCUAUGGAUACUGGGACGUUGUUGUAUGCUCGCGCCCAGCAGCGCUACUUCUCCUCCUACUCUCCUGUGAUUGGCUUCUAUGUCUAUGAGAGCGCCCCCUAUUGGAACACCUCAGUACAGCGAGAUCUGCUGGAGUAUGCUAAAGGGUUCCAGCGAAUCAGCUGGCUGGAAAGCUACCUGGAUUACCUGACAGAACGGAACCUCUCCACUACCAGCCAAUCACGUGAAAGCUUUACGCGGAUGCUCCGCCUCUCCUUCCUUCGCCAGCCGCAAUUCGCUCAUUUUGCUGAUGACAUCAUCUUCGCUGAGCGCGAUGAAGGGGAGGAGCCAGAGAUGGCAGCGUCACGUGUCUUCCUGGUUGCCAAGACAACAGAGAACAAGAGGGAGGAGAUGUCCGUCCUAUUGGACACACUGAGACGUCUGUCUUUGACAUCACGCGUUCGCUUUCUCAUCUUCAACCCCUCCUUCGUCUACCUGGACAGGUAUGCUACAGCGGUGAGCUCUCCUCUGCGCCACUCCCUGAUGGCUGUGUUGUUCCUGCUGGGUCUGUCGUCUCUAGCGGUGGUGGAGCCCCUAGUGGCAGUGUGGCUCAGUCUAACCCUCCUCUCUGUCCAGUUUGGUGUUCUGGGCUUCAUGACUCUGUGGGGCGUGGAGCUCGACUGCGUGUCUGUGUUAUGUCUGAUUUCAGCACUGGGUCACUCUGCAGACUGCUGUGGUCCUCUACUGGCCACCUUCUCCUCUGGCCGGGGGGACAGCCGGACCGUGUGGGUCAGACUGGCGUUGGAGAGACAUGGCGUCCCCUCUCUACAGACGCUGAUCUGCUACACUGCAGCGCUGCUCCCUCUGGCCGCCGUCCGCUCCAACCUUACACGCUCGCUGUUCCGUUGCCUAGUGCUGACGGCAUUCUGUUCAGCGCUCCAUGCCUUGGCCUUCCUGCCCACGCUGCUCACCUUCCUGCCACCCGCCAAGAAGACAGGAAAUAGACAGGGAGACAGAGGGGAAGGGGAGGGGCUUAGAGAGGAAGUGGAGUGUGUGGAGAUGGUUGACAGCACCAGGGUGGUUGACCAGAUCACCACCGUCUGACCAACAGGAUGUGAUGUCACAGGUUUUGGUGGGGUCGCUGAGGAUAUGUACCAUGGCUACUAGCCUCUGUUGGCUGAUGCCUCACAGGGUGUGGCCAAUCAGAGCAAGGAAUCAACAUGUUGUGUUUUCACAUAGAGAGAGAGAGGAAGAAACUGAGGGAGAGAGAGUGAAAGAGAGGGUGAGAAAGUCAGAUGAGAGAGAUGGGGAGAGAGAAAGAAAGUGAGAGGUAGAGAGGAAGAGCGAGAGAAGGUGAGAAAGUCAGAUGAGAGAGAUAGGGAGAGAGAAAGAAAGUGAGAGGGAGGGAGAAUAAGUCAAAGGGAGAGGUAGAGAGAAAGAGAGUGAGAGACAGGGUGAAACAGAGAGGGUGGAGUAAGAUAGAAGAAAAAUGGAGAUGUGCGUUGUUUCCAUGGUUACUCUCUCCUUGCCCCUUGUUGCAGUGUCAUACAGUUAUCAGGACAUGCCCCCCCAUUUUUUGCAGUCUGUAUCUACUGCAGACUGGACCUACUGCA